UUACGUAUAAUGAAAUAGUUUUUUAUUUGUGUUACGAACAAUCAGGCGUUCAUACGAGAAAUUUGUUUGUGUCAUUUAUGAAUUAUUUUCUUAUCUGUAUAAUAGUAUUAAAUCAUUCCAUAAAUAAUACAGUUGUAGCGGAAACUUGAUAAUAAAACAACAGUGCGUUUAGAGAUAAACCAUGUGUUGCAUUGAUGGCGAUUAGUGUGUAUCGUGAAUUACUUUAAGCAUUUAGUAAGAGAAUUUGUAUUGUUUUGCGGAGUUAUAAAUAAUUCAAAAUGUUACGAAGUGUAAGUCGAAAAUUGUACUCGAGUCAGUUAUUGUUGAAUAAAAGUUCAACAUGUGGUGCCAAACAAACGAGAAAUUUAAGUUUACUUGAAUAUCAGAGCAAGGAUCUUCUUAGAAAUUGUGGAGUUUCUGUGCAAAAUUUUGCUAUCGUGGAUGAUUUAAGUAAAACAAAUUCUGCUUUAGACAAAUUACAUGCAGACGAAUAUGUUAUAAAAGCUCAAGUUUUAGCUGGUGGUCGUGGAAAAGGUUGGUUUAAUAAUGGCUUUAAAGGAGGCGUACAUGUUACAAAGGACCGUAAAGCUGUGAUAGAUAUUGUGAAAAAUAUGUUAGGUCACCGCCUUAUCACAAAGCAAACUACAAAAGAUGGCAUAUUAGUGCAAAAAGUUAUGAUAGCAGACUCUGUAAAUAUUGCACGUGAAACAUAUGUUUGUAUUCUUUUGGACAGACAACAUAAUGGUCCUGUAUUAAUUGCUUCACCAGAAGGUGGUAUGGAUAUUGAAACUGUUGCAGAACAAACUCCAGAAUUAAUUAAAACAAUACCAUUAGAUAUAUAUGAGGGCAUUGAUGACAAUAUUGCUAAAGAUAUUAGCAUAUUUCUUGGAUUUACAGACCCUACUAUGCAACAAAAAGCCAUGCAAGAAUUAAAAAAUUUAUGGAAACUGUUUGUAGAUAUUGAUGCUUUGCAACUUGAAAUAAAUCCAUUAGUAGAAACUACAGACAAACAAGUCAUAGCAGUAGAUGCAAAAAUUGCAUUUGACGAUAAUGCUCGAUUUAGGCAAGAACAUUUGUUUGCUUUAGACAAUGAUGAUACAAAAGAUCCUAGAGAAGUAGCUGCUUCACGGUUUAAUCUAAAUUAUAUUGCUAUGGAUGGUAAUAUAGGAUGUUUAGUUAAUGGUGCUGGAUUAGCAAUGGCUACUAUGGAUAUAAUUAAACUACAUGGUGGAUCUCCAGCUAAUUUCUUAGAUGUUGGAGGAAGCGUUAAAGAAGAUCAAGUUUUCCAAGCAUUUAAAAUUCUGAGUGAAGAUCCAAAAGUAAAAGUAAUUCUUGUAAAUGUGUUUGGGGGCAUUGUAAAUUGUGCUACGAUAGCAAAAGGAAUUAUUGCAGCAUCUCGAAACUUACAACUUAAGGUUCCACUUGUUGUUAGACUAGAAGGUACUAAUGUAACAGAGGCAAAAAAACUUAUUGCAGAAAGUGAUAUGUCAAUUCUUACAGCAAAUGAUUUAGAUGAAGCUGCAAAGAAAGCAGUUGUUUCAGUAAAAACAUAAACAUGGCAGUUUUAUUUUGUAUUAAGUUUUUUGAGGGUAAUGGUUCAUUAAUGGAAGUGAAUACUAUAAAAUCUAAAUGAUCAUAUCAUUUUUAUACAAUGUUAAAAUAUGUAAAAUAAUUUAUUAUGUUUACUUCUUUUUAAAGUUAUAUUGUUUACAUGUUGUUAUGGUGGUUCACUAUUUUUACACAUUAUGUUUUAUAUAAAAUAUAAUUGAAGAACUGAUUUCAUUAAAAAUAUUUUAUAUUUCUUA
Megachile rotundata (alfalfa leafcutting bee) is the source of this 1805-nucleotide messenger RNA. RefSeq names its product succinate--CoA ligase [GDP-forming] subunit beta, mitochondrial-like. Lineage: Eukaryota; Metazoa; Arthropoda; Insecta; Hymenoptera; Megachilidae. Gene Ontology annotation, cellular component: mitochondrion; succinate-CoA ligase complex. Gene Ontology annotation, biological process: succinyl-CoA metabolic process; tricarboxylic acid cycle. The record is from RefSeq and is a predicted model, not a curated record. Gene Ontology annotation, molecular function: ATP binding; succinate-CoA ligase (GDP-forming) activity.